AUGCCGUCGAUCCAUUGCCCAGUCCACCAACGGAAUGCGGGCAGUCAAGUCGUGAUCUGUCAGAUCGAGCGAGCCCAACAUGCCAGCCUCACAGGGUAUCUGGGCCGCGAGAAGAGUCAACGAGAUAAAAAAAACAUGGUUCACCGUCGUUGUAUCUGUGUGCGCCAGACGGUGAACAGCUGUCAGGAGCGGAGUCGACAGCGCUCGCCAUACGAGGACAAUAGUGUAAAUUGUCGAGUCUCUGCCGUGUCGGGCCAACGCAAGGAGUUGGCAAUGCAGCUGAGACAAGAAUAUCUUAAUUUGGCGCUUGCAGGUGUCCAUGCGAAAUCAGCGGUGGGCAAGGGCCCGCCUGAUUUGAUUGUUAUGAUUCUGGGGUAG
Messenger RNA from Penicillium alfredii, 378 nucleotides. RefSeq lists its product as uncharacterized. NCBI's taxonomy places the organism in Eukaryota, Fungi, Ascomycota, Eurotiomycetes, Eurotiales, Aspergillaceae. The coding region runs from base 1 to 378 and encodes 125 amino acids. The transcript is spliced from 2 exons. The record is from RefSeq and is a predicted model, not a curated record.